AAGUAGAAACUCUUGUCUUCCUGUCCCAUCCCUCCGCAACAUUCUCCUCACCCUCGCUCGGAUACGGCUAUACCGACAGGAGCUGGUGCUGCGGAGGCCCCCACAGUCCGACUGGCUUCAACUAUCAAUCUUUCAGGACAUCAAUGGAUAACAGCAGAGCCGGUGAGGGGCCCAGGCCGGGCGGAAGACCCUCCACUCCCUCCUCUGGGACACCCAUGGUUGCCAAAGGACAAGCAGCACAGGGUGUUCAGAGGCCCAAAGUAAAGAUAACUCCCUUCCACAGCUCACCUAUAGUCAGCAGUGAUGGAGCUCUCCGCAGCAAGCGACUAGGAGCAGUUUCUGGGAAAAGGCUCACAUCUCCUGGCAACUUAUUUGUGGACAUACCUGGCCGGUUGACUGCUCCACCUAGAGGAAGACUGGCUGCUGCUGCUGCCCCUGCUCCCGCUGCUGCUGCUUCUGCUGCUGGGAGCUCAGAUGAGCCAACUCUGAGUUCAGGCUCUGUAUUGGCCACAACAGGAGAAAAAGCACAGAUAAGUCCUCACGUCCUCAAGCAUACGGGAAGGAAGGAAGCAAAGUCAAGCACAGAGCUUCAUCACAGCCAGAGGGGCAAAGAGAGAAGAGCUGUCUCCACCUCCAUUAAAUCCCAGACCGCUGUGAAGAAGAAGAAGAGGAAGAUGGGAAUGUAUAACCUGGUCCCUAAGAAGAAGGCCAAGGCCCUUAAACAGCAGGAAAAGGUGGAGGAGCCAGGACCCAGUGUGGAGAAGAACAGCGCUGCAGCAGAUAAGAAACCAGUGACUGUACUGGAGACACUGAAGGCCGAAAAUGCGACAGCUGUCAUGAAUAAAUUGUUGAUGGAGAUGGAUCCGGGAGAAGGCUGCCAUGUGGAAUACACUGAACUGGCUUUGGACUGUCUGGAUCUGAAAGCUCAGGAAGAACUUCUUUCACCUCCCCUGUCAGGGGAUGCUGAGGUGACAGAAACAGACCUGGCUGAAGAGUUACCACUGUGCUGCUGUCGUAUGGAGACUCCUCACAGCGGAGACAUCCUGUCCACACUGGAUCAGACCUGCAUGGCCACAGAGAGCAUGGAUGGAAUGCUGAUUCGUUGCCAGAAGCAAGUAAUGAGGCAGGAAAUGAUGCGACCCUCUAACACGGUCCAUCUGCUGGUUCUGUGUGAGGAGCACCGGGCUGGCAUGGUCAAGCACCACUGCUGCCCUGGCUGUGGACUCUUUUGCCGGACGGUGAGGGGCACCUUCAUGGAGUGCAGGCCGUAUGGGAGCAUUUCCCACCGCUUUCACCGCGACUGUGCCUCCAUCUUGAAGGAUCUCAGGUUUUGCCCCCACUGUGGAGAGGAUGCCAGCGGGGCAAAGGAGGUCACAGUGUCAAAGGUCGAUUCAUCUCCCUCUGUACCCAGAUCAAACCCUGGACCGUCACUUCCAGCUGUGCCCACUGUGACCACCCUGCCAUCAGUACCAACCACACCUGCUGUUCCACAGAUACUCAGAGCGAAGAAGACCAGUGAGCCACAGACGAGCAGAGAGGAGAGCCCCAACAGGUUAAAGCGUGAGGCUGUGCGUGCUGCAGACAGACUACCUAAAGAGUCACUGGAGAGCAUCCUGACUGCAUUGGAUGAUGAAAACCUGAAACCAAAGAGAGUGAAGUACCCUGCCAAUCAGCUGUACAUCUCUGCAAAACAAGGAGAGCUGCAGAAGGUCAUUCAUCUUCUAGUUGAUGGGAAGGACCCAAACUUUUUGAUGGAGGGCCAAAACAAAGGCACUCCUCUUCAUGCAGCAGCUGCUGAGGGUCACCAGGAGAUCUGCCACAUGCUGGUCCAGGCUGGAGCCAACUUGGACAUGUUUAAUGAGGAGCAGAGAACACCGCUGAUGUUGGCCUGUGAGAGCAACCAUCUGGAUACAGUGAAGUACCUGCUGAGAGCCGGAGCAGCCGUCAGCCUCAAGGAUAUCAUGGGCUUCACCUGUCUGCAUCUGGCAGCCAAAUUGGGACAUUAUGACAUUGUCCAUCAUCUGCUGUCCAAGGCAUCGAAAUACAUCAACUGCCAAGAUGACGGAGGAUGGACUCCUAUCACCUGGGCCAUCGAAUACAAGCACCAAGAGCUGGUCCACCUGCUUCUGGCCAGAGGGGCCGAUGUUAACAUCAGAGACAAGGAAGAGAAUGUCUGCUUACAUUGGGCGGCUCUUUCGGGCUGCGAUGAUGUCGCCCAGGCUUUGCUGGAGGCUCGAUGUGACCUCAGUGCUGUCAACGUUCAUGGUGACUCAGCGCUUCAUGUUGCUGCCAGAGAGAACCACCUGGAGUGUGUGAUGCUGUUUCUGUCUCGUGGAGCUGACAUCAAUCAAAAGAACAAGGAGGAAGAGACGCCUCUGGACUGCAGUGUCUACGGCUCCAAGGUGUGGACAGCCCUCAACACCAACAAGAAGCUGACUGACGCCAGAAGAGGCAGGGACUGUCAAGCAGAACGAGUGCUCAGCAGGGACAUCUCUCGGGGGUAUGAAGCAGUUCCUAUUACUUGUGUGAAUGGUGUGGACAGUGAGGCGAGCCCUGAAAACUUUAGAUACAUACCUGACAACUGUGUCACCUCCCCACUGAACAUAGACAAGGACAUCACUCAUUUACAGCACUGCAGUUGUACAGACGACUGCUCAUCUACUACCUGCAUGUGUGGUCAGCUCAGUCUGCGAUGUUGGUACGACAGUGAGGGUCGACUACCACUUGACUUCUGUCAGAAAGAGCCCCCAGUGCUGUUUGAGUGUCACCACGCCUGCUCCUGCUGGAGGACCUGCAGGAACCGAGUGGUCCAGAAUGGACUGAGAGCUCGGCUGCAGCUCUUCAGGACACAGAAGAUGGGCUGGGGAGUGAGGGCCAUGCAGGAUAUCCCUCAAGGGACAUUCAUUUGCGAGUAUGUUGGAGAGAUCAUCACUGAUGCAGAGGCCGAUAAAAGGGAGAACGACUCUUUCCUCUUUACCCUCGACAAUAAGGUGGGAGAUACACACUGUAUUGACGCGAGACUCUUUGGCAACAUCGGGCGCUUCAUCAACCAUCUGUGUGAGCCCAACCUGCUGGCUGUGAGGGUGUUCACCAUGCACCAGGAUCUACGCUUCCCCAGGAUAGCCUUCUUCUCCAACAGGCCCAUCAAAGCUGGAGAUCAGAUAGGGUUUGACUACGGCGAUCAUUACUGGAGGGUGAAGAGCAAGUACUUCAGCUGCCAGUGCGGGUCUCUCAAGUGUCGCCACUCAGCUGGUAGCAGAUAGAAACUCACUGAUGACCACUGAUCCCUGAUGAUAUUCUGUUCAUGUCAGAAACACUGUUUCUCUGAACCAGAUUCUACAUAAGAGUGAUGCUAUGAUCACAUAAACACCAAUGGGAUUUUCUGCUAUUCAGUUGUUUCACAGUUUGAAAGCCACAGAUGAAGGAUAAACAUCUGAAAAUCGGUCACCUCAGAGCACAGGAUCUAACCUAUUUUUACACCUAAUAAGGUUACGCCUUCAUAUGAGGAACACUGCGGCUUGCUUCCAGCAAAAAAUACUGUAUGUGAAGGUGGGUUUAACCAGCCAGUAAGCAGGUUAAAUCAUUUUAACAGAUGGUUUUAACAUCCAUGGACUCUUCCUUAAAGGCUACAUUUGCUAACUUUUAUGAAAAUAACUUUUUGUCAUAUUUGCUGAAACUCACUACAUCCACACAGUAGGAAUGCAAGAUAUGGAUUUUUUUUCAGAUGAUACUGAUAAUUAUCUGCUCCUCAUGGCCGCUACUGAUAAGAUAAACGAUAAUGUCACUUUUUUAUAUUUUAAAAAGAAGUUCAUAACCUGUAGUUUAUGCACACCUUAGGGUAAGAGAGGCUAAGAUGUAGGUAGCAAAGUGGAUGAUUUAAUAUUCCAUGGCUCUGACCUAAACAAAUUUGACAUCACUAUUGUUUACACAACAAAAACAAACAGUAUUGGCACUUCCAAUGUUCAUUUAUUUUGUUUUGUAAAGUACAUCAGAAGCUUGACAAACAUAAUUUGGCUUCUGUAGAGGGUUUUGCCAAAAAUUCAAAUGAAAUGCUCUGACAUAUUCUGUCACAUCAGACAUGUCAGUGUAUUAUACACAAGUAACUGAAGUGCAUCCCUCAAAACAAAGGCUUUGUGUAUCCUAUACAUUGAUUUAUUUGUGGUGGCCUGCAACAAUGUCAACACUGACCUGCUAAAAAAUGUUGGUUUUCUUUUUUUUUUUUUUUUUGAGUAUAUAAAAUGGGUAAACACUAAUUUUAUUGUAGAGCUGCACAUAGCAUCUUGAUUCACUCAACCACUCCUUGAUCCACUCUCUCCUUUAUGAUGAGACGGUAGUGUACCCUGACACAGUGGCAGGGCCAGCUGUUGGCAUAAUAUGGCUAAAGUUAGCUAACAUUUGAAUGGGUUUAAUGACAUCACACAGUGAAUGUUAGCUAAAGGUUGAUAAGGGGUUAAACAACAGAGUCGAGCCAUUCAGUGUCCGUGUGGUUUGUUGAGACCGUUAAACAGCUCGGUGUUUUAGCUCGAGCUAACACAGCAGAUGUUCAACUGAACGUGUGCCGGGAAGACAGCAGCUCAGGAAAUGGUCCUUCAGCACUGCAGCUAACUAGUGUCAUAGCAGCUACAAAAAGGGAUCAGACCCCUGGCACAAUCAUGUUGUCUUUCUCUAAAACUAUGAAAAAUGUCCACACUGGUGUUGGGCUCCCUAGUUAGCAUGCUGCACUUGCUCUUCGGCUUCUUCUUCAUUUUUGUUUGUUGGCAAUGUAGGUGCUGUGCCAGUGGAGUCAAUGAAACCAAUUUGGCUUUGUAACAUAAACUGUUUAUCAGCUAUAAUGGUAUUAUCUGAAUAAUUCAUAAUAAUAUAAAUUUCCCAUUAUCAGCUGAUAAUCUAUCGGCCUGACAUACAUCGUUCAUCCCCACCAAUCACUUUUACAUGUGACACAUAGUCUGUGGGGGAAAAAAAGAAAAAAAAAUGGAUCGGAUGGCAUUUGCUAGAAUCUACUGUGGCUGUUGGAAUGCAGCCAAUCAUGGCGGCCGGGUCACAAACUUUCUCAUUUUACAGCUAAACAGUACACUGAGGUGAUAAAUAGGCAAUGCAAUCACAGAGUCUUGAUUCAUAUUUGAUCGGCCCUGCCUAGUUUGACAGUUUGACCUCAGUUCACGAGCUGCGAUUGAUAUGAUGAACAGCUGCAUUAGAGACUCCUUGGCUCUGAUUGGUUGUUUUUGUUCUUGUGUAAUAGGUUUUUGCAAAUGUCAUUAGAGGGGGCAGUGGAACUUUUUUUUAAGAGAUUAUCUGUCUCAUUUAAUGCUGUGUGAAUAUAGUUAGAGUUUCAGCAAAUAUCGGGGGGUUUUUUUAUAUAAAAGUUCCCAACUGUAGCUUUCAUACUGCAAAAUGUAUUUGUGGAUUAAUAAAGUGAAGUAAUGUUUUGGUAGUCUGAUCCCUUCAAUGAACAUGCUUUUUACUACUUGUCUAAUAAGCAAUUAAACACAUUUUU
Molecule: messenger RNA, 5494 nt
Organism: Epinephelus fuscoguttatus (brown-marbled grouper)
Lineage: Eukaryota; Metazoa; Chordata; Actinopteri; Perciformes; Serranidae
Gene: ehmt1a
Product: euchromatic histone-lysine N-methyltransferase 1a
Exons: 23
Coding region: 144-3263 (1039 amino acids)
Cellular component (GO): nucleus
Molecular function (GO): histone methyltransferase activity; protein-lysine N-methyltransferase activity; p53 binding
Source: RefSeq, a predicted model, not a curated record